Messenger RNA from Linum trigynum, 2373 nucleotides. The record is from the annotation of a GenBank genome assembly. Lineage: Eukaryota; Viridiplantae; Streptophyta; Magnoliopsida; Malpighiales; Linaceae.
AUGGGAGCGCAUAGAUCUGGUGGACGGUGCUUCAGUAGCUGGGAGAUCUAUGCUCUGCCCCUUUUGGGCUUUGCUUUGAUCUGGGCAGCUCAAGUUUCUGUUGGAAGUACUGAUGCUAAUGAUGUUGCUGCAAUUAAUAGCCUAUACGCUUCACUGGGGAAUCCUAUUUUACCUGGCUGGGUUGCCAGCGCCGGCGACCCUUGUGGUGAAGCGUGGCAAGGUGUUCAGUGUAAUGACUCAACGAUAAUAUCCAUAACUCUCAAUGCAGCUAAUUUGGGUGGAGGACUGGGCAAUGGUUUGGGAAUGUUCACUUCUAUCAGAUCCAUAGAUCUAAGCAAUAACCGCAUUGGCGGGACCAUUCCAGCCACAUUGCCGCCUACUUUGCGAACACUUUUCCUAUCGGCUAAUAAUUUGACGGGAAGCAUUCCAGAUUCUCUGCCCUCUCUACCUCUCUUGACAGAUAUGUCUCUGAACGACAAUUUCUUAAGUGGAGAGAUACCCGAUUCCUUUCAACCCCAAGCAGGAUUGAUCAAUCUAGACAUAUCCAACAACAAUUUGAGUGGGAAUCUGCCUCCUUCCUUUUCUAACUUGCUUCAGCUUACUACAUUGCAUUUGCAGGAUAAUCAGUUAUCUGGUACCGUUGAUGUUCUCCAGGACCUCCCACUUCAAGAUCUGAACAUUGAGAAUAACCUGUUCUCAGGACCCAUACCUGACAAGAUGCUAAAUAUUCCUACAUUCAAUAAAGAUGGGAACCCGUUCAACGCUACAACUGGUGCCCCAUUGCCAGCACCCUUCUACCCAGCAACACCACCGCCAACAAGACCAUUUCCUUCUGGGUCUCCACCAUCGUCAAUACCACCACCUCCUGGAAAACCUCGUGGAGAAAAGGCAGAGGGGCCAUCUUCACAAGAGAAAUCAAGUGGAAAGAAAUCUAGCAAAAAAAUGGUAGUUGGGUUCUCAGUUGCUGGGGGAUUGGCAUUUCUAAUUGUGGUGAUGGCAUGCCUUAUUUGCAUACCGAAGAAUCGUAGAAAAACAGAAGAAGGUACUGGAAAUUUCAAACGGCAUCAAGUUGGUGCAGACAAAGGCAACAGAGAACAUCCCAGAGACAGUAAUAGUUCUUUGUUCCUGCCAACUAGUCGACCACAAAUAGAAAAAGAUCCAAAGGAGACAAUGGCACAGGCAAAGAAAGACCAUCUGGUGCCACAAAAAUCACCUCAAAGAUGCCUUCCCACAGUGGCAGCAGCAGCAGCACCCAAACGGAAUGAUCAUAAAAUUGAUUUGAGCAGGCUAGACUCGAUGGAUAUGAUGUAUAUGCCGCCGCCUCCACCACCACCACCUCCUCCUCCUCCUCCACCACCAGCUCCUGUUGAGAAGGUCAUUGUCAACCCACUUGUGCCUGCUGAACCUAGUGCUGCUGCACAACCUUCCACCAAAACUAGGGAUGUCACCACUUCUGCAAGGAGUUUCACCAUUGCUUCUCUCCAGCAAUAUACAAACAGCUUUUCACAAGAAAAUCUCAUUGGUGGCGGUAUGCUGGGAACUGUUUAUAGAGCAGAGCGUCCUAAUGGGAAGCUUCUGGCAGUCAAGAAACUGGACAAGAGAGCUUCGAGUCAGCGUGAUGAUGAGUUUCUUGAACUGGUCAACAAUAUUGAUCGAAUCCGACACGCUCACAUUGUUGAGCUUAUGGGCUACUGUGCAGAGCAUGAUCAGAGGCUUCUGAUCUAUGAGUACUGUAGUAAUGGCAGUCUGCAGGAUUUACUGCACUCCGACGAUGAGUUAAAGGAUAAUCUCUCCUGGAACACCCGCAUUAGGAUGGCACUAGGAGCUGCUAGAGCACUCGAAUACUUGCAUGAGGUCUGCCAGCCACCUGUUGUUCACAGAAAUUUCAAGUCGGCCAAUAUUCUUCUAGAUGAUGAUCUUGAUGUCCGUGUUUCAGAUUGUGGUUUAGCUUCAUUAAUAUCAUCUGGUUCUGUAAGACAGUUGUCAGGGCAGCUGCUAACAGCAUAUGGCUAUGGGGCACCAGAAUUUGAGUCUGGAAUUUACACUAUCCAGAGUGAUGUCUACAGCUUUGGUGUUGUAAUGUUGGAGCUUUUGACAGGCCGAAAAUCCUAUGACCGGUCACGGAACCGUGGUGAGCAGUUUCUAGUGAGGUGGGCAAUCCCUCAGCUCCAUGACAUCGAUGCAUUAUCCAGGAUGGUUGACCCUUCUCUUAACGGGCAAUACCCUGCUAAGUCACUCUCCAACUUUGCUGAUAUAAUUUCUCGAUGUGUUCAGUCUGAGCCUGAAUUCAGGCCACAGAUGUCUGAGGUUGUUCAGGAUCUAAACAACAUGAUCAGAAGAGAGCACCCCAGCCGCGAAUCCAUAGGAGACUGA